UCCCGCCCUGCCUCCUCCUCCACAGGAUCGAGAGAGACAAGCAGUUUGCCCAGAAGGCGGCAGAGAGAGCCAGUCUGCGAGUUCACAUGAGGGACAAAUACCGACUGCCACAGAGUGAGAAGGACGAUGCUCAGAUUCAGAUAGUGGGUGGAGACGUGGAUCUGCCCGAGGACCUCGCCAAGAUGGUGGAGCAGGAUGAGGAAGAGGAGGAGAUCAACGACAGCCUGCUGGGAAAGAUCCAGAACAUGGACUUCGACGCCAUCAAGACCAAAGCACAGACCACGCUGACUGAGAUGAAAGAGGCGGCCGAGGAGAAGUGUACUGUCAUGUGACCAGCAGGCAGACAGACAGACAGACAGACAGACAGACAGGCUCACUGCCUGCGCUCCCCAGCUGGGCUGGGCAUUCAGCUGCUGAACAAUCACUGCACGGCACCAAUCUGUGUUAUUCCCUCCCCAAGGUGACCGGUUCAACAGUACACUAUAUAAGUCAUGUCCUUAGUCCAGGGGUGGCCAAAGUUGGUCCUUCCAGUCCU
Polyodon spathula (Mississippi paddlefish) is the source of this 535-nucleotide messenger RNA. RefSeq names its product complexin-4-like. The transcript has 2 exons. Gene Ontology annotation, molecular function: syntaxin binding. Gene Ontology annotation, cellular component: terminal bouton; SNARE complex. NCBI's taxonomy places the organism in Eukaryota, Metazoa, Chordata, Actinopteri, Acipenseriformes, Polyodontidae. The record is from RefSeq and is a predicted model, not a curated record. Gene Ontology annotation, biological process: synaptic vesicle exocytosis; neurotransmitter transport; regulation of neurotransmitter secretion. The annotation marks the transcript as partial.